This is a messenger RNA of Xyrichtys novacula (pearly razorfish), 1073 nucleotides long. The record is from the annotation of a GenBank genome assembly. Lineage: Eukaryota; Metazoa; Chordata; Actinopteri; Labriformes; Labridae.
AUGGAUUCUAGACGCAACUGCACCGAAAACGACGCACACGGAGAUGGAGAAGUGGAUGGACGCUAUGCGCUCAUCAGAGCCGGGAUUCUCGGUUUGGUCUUUGUGCUCGCAACAUGUGGGAAUCUUUUCUUCUUGGCAACACUUUGGAAGAAACGAAAAAGAAACACCAGGACGCAGCUGUUUCUGCUACACUUGUGUCUGGCGGAUCUGGUGGUGGCGUUUUUCCAAGUGUUGCCGCAGUUUCUUAUUGAAAUUACGCACAGGUUCCGCGGCACGGACUUCCUUUGCCGGUCCAUAAAGUAUCUACAGGUUGUUGGGAUGUUCGCCUCCACGUACAUGAUAGUUGCCAUGACUAUAGACAGAUAUCAUGCAGUAUGUAAGCCGAUGGUUUCCUUUUUAAAGGGGUCAUUUAGGAGGUAUCUGUCCAUCGGAACAGCGUGGCUCAUAUCCCUGGCCUUCAGCACCCCUCAGCUUUUCAUCUUCUCACUACGGGAGGUGGAGGAGAAUCAAUUCGACUGCUGGGCGACAUUUAUUGAACCGUGGGGGAGCCGAAUCUACAUCAGCUGGAUCACUCUGUCUGUGUUUGCCCUGCCUGCUGUCAUCCUACUUCACUGCCAAGUGAGGAUUUGCACCACAAUCUACUUCAACAUGAAGAGGAAGGCGCUGCAGGCAGGGCGCGCGGGCACGAAGGGGGUGUCCAAUGCUAUGCUUAAAACUGUGAAAAUGACAUUUGUGAUUAUACUGGCAUAUACAGUGUGCUGGAGUCCCUUUUUUGUCGUUCAGUUAUGGUCUGCAUGGAGCCCAGAGAGUGCGCCUACCCAAGGUUGGUUCAAAUUACGCAGGACUGCACCCUACAAAGACCAAAUGUGCCCCCUGACCAUUAUGUUUAUAUCCUCACGCUGCAUGCAUUAGAGUAACAUAUUGUAUAUAUUACAUUUGUUAGCCAAUAGAUUUGGAUCUGUUUAAAAACUUAUGUCACUUUCUCCCUCGCAGGUCCAGUGUUUGCCAUCAUCAUGCUCCUGGCCAGUCUCAACAGCUGCACCAACCCCUGGAUUUAUCUCUACUACAGCUGA